AUGUCGAUCGGCAAAGUGAGUGAAUUCAACGUCAAAACGGGAAACUGGACUUUAUAUGUUGAGAGACUAGAAAUGUACCUUAAAGUAAAUGCAGUGAAAAACGAAAUGUGGUUGCCGACAUUAAUCGCCGGUAUGGGAGACGAAGCGUACGAAUUAUUAAGUAAUUUAACAAGUCCGAUUAAACCGGGAGAUAAAUCGUAUCAAGAAGUGGUAAAAAUACUUCAGGAACAUCUUCAACCGAAACCCUCGUUCAUGGCGGAGCGAUAUCGUUUUCGACAAAGAAGACAGUUGAGCGGAGAAACGAUUCCGCAGUAUAUAACCGAACUUAAGAAAUUGUCGAAAUACUGCGAGUUUCAUUCAACUCUAGAGGACAAUUUAAGGGAUCAAUUGGUGUGUGGGCUAAGAAGUGAUGUCAUCCGUCAACGAUUAUUCGCAGAAGAUAAUCUGAAAUAUUCCGUAGCUGUGAGAAUAGCUUGCGCUUUAGAGGCGGCGGAGCGGGAUUCGGCCGCAGUGGAGCAGGCGGGUGACGGCGACGGGCUCGGCGGUAGCGGCGCGGACAGCGCCUUGCAUGCGGUGACGUCAUCGACAAGCCGCGCUCGAACGCGGGAGCAGGACAGCGCACCGAGGGCUUUUAAAGGUCGAGAACAUGGCGGCGGCAAUGCGCUAUAUUGUAGCGCGUGCGGGUCGAGGUACCACCGAAGUGAUGAUUGCCGCUAUAAGAAAUUCGUGUGUGGUAAAUGCAAACAGAGCGGUCAUCUACGCCGGGUAUGUCCCAAACGAGGGGGGUACACGGGGUAA
Molecule: messenger RNA, 798 nt
Organism: Parnassius mnemosyne (clouded apollo)
Lineage: Eukaryota; Metazoa; Arthropoda; Insecta; Lepidoptera; Papilionidae
Source: the annotation of a GenBank genome assembly